CAACUUUAUUGACAAACCUCUGGUGCACAGAGGCAAGCAGGCUUGUCCUUCAGUGGAGAUAUCUCUUCAAUCCCCCUUUUUUUUGGUGUACUUGAAAUAACAGAACCCAAAGGGAAAUUAAUUGGCUGUGGAAAAAUGGCAGCAAAGAUUUUGCCUGUCGUGAAACUAGCCACCAAGGUGAGCAUCGCAGGAGGAGCCCUGUACGUGGUCUAUGACUCUGGUCUGCUGGGGAACAGUGUGCAGGGCUCAGAGGCUUUGGGGAAGGCUAAGGCUGCAGUACCCCCCGCCAUAGAGGAGUGGAUGAAGUACUUUGGCCUGCAGGCUCAGCUUCCUACCAUGCCUAAGAUUGAAUUCUCCCCGGUUCAGGGGUGGAACUCCGGAGUGCGGUGGACUAUUUCAAGUCUUUCAGAGGCUCCAACAAAAGCAAAUGAAUACACAAAUCAGGGAUUGCAAUACAUCAAAGACCUCGUCAAAUGAACAAAAACUCUUUGGAUAACCUGACCUCUUUUCAAUCUUUUUGAGUUUUGCACUUGACAAAUAUUACUUCUUCAAAAGUUGUAGCCCAUCACAGGAAAGAAACAGCAUGAAAGAAAACUGUAAGAUUCAAAGAAGUUGUUAAAUCUGGCUUCAAGGAGCCUAGUCUUUUGAAAUGGUACUGUGGUUCUUUAAAUGAAAGUGGCAUUCAUCAGGAGUUGUGUUGUACAUAAAGCUGAAAUGCUAAAUGCAUUUUUGGAAAAGUUGUUUCAUUUUGUGUUAAAUACCAAAUUUAUUUUUCAAUUUUAAUCACUGACUGAUGAAUCAUAUUUUAUUUCCCUUUUCUCAAACCACUCUGGGGUCAUGAAGAGAAUAUCUCUUGUAUAUAUGCAGUCUCUCCAUUUGUGAUUUAAUAAUACAUCCAUCUUCAAACACA
This is a messenger RNA of Labrus bergylta (ballan wrasse), 910 nucleotides long. It is a transcript of the gene micos13, whose product is annotated as mitochondrial contact site and cristae organizing system subunit 13. The record is from RefSeq and is a predicted model, not a curated record. Gene Ontology annotation, cellular component: mitochondrial crista junction; MICOS complex. Gene Ontology annotation, biological process: cristae formation. Lineage: Eukaryota; Metazoa; Chordata; Actinopteri; Labriformes; Labridae.